Peronospora belbahrii is the source of this 4653-nucleotide messenger RNA. Lineage: Eukaryota; Oomycota; Peronosporomycetes; Peronosporales; Peronosporaceae. The record is from the annotation of a GenBank genome assembly.
AUGACGUCGUCUGCGCUUGCGACGGACGCAUUUUCGACUGAGAAGAAGGUGGGGAGUUUUCAUCACGAGCGUGUUGACUUUGCCGCUUUAUACCAGCGUUCUUCGCGUGAUUCGGAGAUUUAUGCAACAAUGAAGACAUUAGGGGAGGAGCUCAAGGAGAUAACAGCUCAGCACAAGAAGCAGCAACAAGCUCAGAGCUCUACAGCGGAUGCUACAGUCUUCAGCACAGCCAGGUUUGCCCCAGAUCAACUGCAGCAGCUGCUAACGACAAAGGAGGCAGGAGGAGCUGAGAGUGCUGCAGGAAAGGAGCAGACAAUGCAGUCACACCCUCCCAGAGCCGCAGAGGCCAAGGGGAAGCCCAUGAGACGCUUUAUGGUGUCGUCAGCCACGCCAUUUAUCACGAUGGCGGCGACCAGCACGAGACUUAAUGGUCCUGCAAUCAACGAGGAUAGCGAGAACGAUGCUCAGUACCACAAAGUACAGCAGCUUCCGUGGGAGGACCACAUUAUUUGGGGUAUUGAUUUUAAUGCUGCUGCAAACGGAGAUAUGGCUGUAGAAGGCGACGACGGAGGAGGAGUGGAGAUUGAAGACUCAGUAGGAGAAGUCAAAAUUGUGCACGAAAGUCAGGACAAAGGUGUAAGCAAAUCGAGAAGCUGGAGAAACAUAGCGAAGACGAAGAGUGAAAGAUCUAGUAUGCAGACAUACAAACAGCUCUGUGCGGCGAGAGCGAGUCAGGGAAAUGAGGUGACAACAUUAGCAGCUUUUAGUACUGAUAAAUUUGAUAUGUCAAAACCGCGAAACUAUCGGUGGGAAUUGGAAGACAAUGUGAAGAAGAAAAAGAGGGAAGCUAGUGGUGCAAGUAAGGAAGAUGGCAAGAUGGAGUCGCUUCCGUGUCCACUGAAUAAGGAGCUGCAGGAUGACUCGUGGGUUGCAUUGAUUGGUUGGAAGUCUACACAGGACAUGCCGGAGAGUAAGCUUGUGCUGGACGAUAAUGAUGCGUCACUCAUUUACUCUGUGUCAGAAAUGGAAGAUGUGCGUCCAACAUUGCGAAUACCCGAACGAAAGCUGGGAGCUGCUGAACAAAGGCUAGCACAGCUGGAUAAGCAGCGCAUUGAGAAAAAACAGCGUAUUGAUGAGGUUAUGGGCAAUCUCGAGUUUGGUGAUGAGACGGCUGAAGGUCGAUUGGGCACUGAGGGUAGUGGCAAAAAGCCGAAGGAUACACGUGUGGUCAAAAAUAUUGGAUACGUACACCACUCGUUGCCAGCCAUGAAGCUGUCUCUCACUAAGCCUGAACUUCCUAAGACGAAGUUGCGUGAUUUCCAUAGACCGCGCGGAAAGUUUAAAAUAAACGAGCGGCUAGACUUCUUGCCACCGCCUCCAGGUGCCGCCAAGUUAGCACCACAGGAGGAGAGCGCCAUGGUUACACAAAUUAAGAAGAGUUCCGACUUGAAUCCGACUGCUGGUGGUAAGUUGAUUCUCAUCGAGUACACAGAGCAGCGCCCGCCUAUGUUGUCAAAUCCUGGCAUGGCGUCGCGCAUCCUUCACUAUUGGCGACCACCAGGGGAUACUUCCGCAAGUUUGGGAAUCUUGGGCAAGAAAAAGGCUCGCAAAACACGUCCAAAACCACCAGACAUGAAGAUGGGCCAGGUUAUUACGCUUGGCGAUCACGACGAGUCCCCGUUUGUGGGAGAUAUCCCACCGGGGCGAGUGGUAACGUCACUGAAUUCGAAGCUAUACAAAGUUCCCAUAUUCCCUCAUAAACCCACUGUUCCAUUUGCUACAAAUGCGGAAGCACGCGAGCGCAAUAAUUCGGAUUUAUUCCUUAUGUGUCGAUCUGUGACAAAGGGUAAGAAAAAUGGUGCAACUGAUAAAUCGGGUGGAUUUGGAGUUCCAAAGACGACUGUAUAUAUCAUGGAGUUGCCGGAGGUCUUUGUGGCAGGGCAAAUUGAACCUCAAAUUGAAGUCCCAGCACCGAACUCUCGCAGUGCAAAUGAGUUUAUCCGCCCUUAUAUGUCGUUCCACAUUCUCCGUUUGUUCAAGAAAGCGAGCGAUGGUGAGCGGUUAAAGAUUGAGGAUAUUGCACGUGCGUUUCCAAAUCAAUCGGGCACUGCUAUCCGUAAGCGGAUGAAGGAGGUAGCCACAUUUGAGCGUGGUGGCAAUGACUCAGGCUGGUGGAAGAAGAAACCAGUUUCGCUAUUGCAAAGUGAAGAGGAAAUUCGUGCAAGCAUUCCGCCCGAAAGUGUCUGUCUUUACGAGAGUAUGAUGUCUGGUCAUCGACGGCUGCUCGAUAUUGGGUUGACAAAGCUAUUUACGCCUUCUGGUGUGAAUGGGGCAAUCAACCAUUUGAUUCGACGUCUGGAACUGCGCAAAAAUACAUUGUCAGCACGUCUUGUGUCAGCUAAUUUAGAAAGGCGUGCCAAAGAAAAGGCUCAAGCUGAAUUAUGGAAGAAAGAUCCUGUUGUACGCAAGCUCGAGACUGAUAUCCAAGUUGCUCGUUACAUCAAUGAGCAGUUACAGCUCACACCGUGGAACUUGACGAAUAAUUAUGUAGAGUGCCACCUUCAGGGUAAAGGUUCAGGCAUGCUGCAGCUUGGUGGAAUUGGUGACCCUACCGGUCGUGGUGAAGGUUUUAGCUUUGUCCGUGUGCCGCAGUCCCGCGCAAAGAAAAAAGAUGGUGAGGAAGAUGCAGUACCUACAGCUGAGAGCAAGAUUAGCGCAGAGACUGCAGCUGUACAAAAGGCUGUGGCAGCUGUAACAGGUACGACUGCUGAUUUGCGUAAACUAAAAAUGAAGGAGGCUGGUGACGUGCUGCGCAAUUUGGGCCUGGCUGAUGCCGAUAUCAAUAAACUACGACGUUGGGAUCGAAUUCAUAUGGUGCGUGAGCUAAGCAGUCGCGCUACAGCCCAUGGUGUGGCGGGUAGUUUGAGCAAAUUUGCACGUGGUGCGCGCAAGUCGCUUUCUGCGCAACAGCAAGAAUACCGCAAAAAGUGUGAUGUGAUUUAUGAACGUCAAAUGGAUGUGCUUAGCUCGACUAAGACAUCGUUUUCGUCGGAUGAAGAGUCAGAUGGUGAUGAUGAGCUUGACGAAUUGGGUGCUGAUGUAGAGGCAGACAUAUUAGGAGGCACGGACACAAAACGUGGGCCGAAGAAUUUGUUUCGUAGUGGCGGUGGAGGUCUGAACCGCUCGAAGGAGGUGCUUGCAGAGCGGGAGGAUGCUGUGGAGCUACGCCGCCUUAUGGAGGAAAUGAAUGAAGACCAAGGCUCCAGCACCAGUGCAAAGCCUACGAGCGCUGUACGCCGGCCUGAUGUUGACACCAACAUACUGCGUAACCAAUUGCGCGCAAGCGGGAUUAGAGAGGGUGGAACUGGAGCUAGUGGCAUUUCGUCGGUGUCAGGUAUGGGACAACGCUCAAACAUGAUGUCUCGCGGCGGAUCAGCAGUGUCGUCUGCGCUGGCAACUCCUACUGGCCAGUUGUCGCGAGUAUCUUCACCUACGCAUGGAAACCGUACGCCUGCUGUAUCAGAGCCACCGAGUGCCUCCAAGAAGAUAUCCGGGCGGAAGGUGCUAAAGCGAGUUGUUCGCACCAUCGAGGAGGACGGAAGUGAGAUUGUUCGUAUUCAGUUCAUUGUGGAUGAUAAGCAGGUGGCCCGCUUCCGUGCGAUGCAGCAGCGCAAAGAGCGUCAGCUAAAGACCGAUGAACGUAAUCAGCUGCGAAAACGUAAGCGCAUGCUAGCUUUGGAAGAUGAUGCUACUAGCCAGAGUUUGCUAGACAAGGCUAAGCGGCGCAAACAGUUGCAAGAAGAAUUGAAGCAGUUGCAAAAGACCGAAGCGCACAAUAAAGGUUACCAGGAGAUGUUGAAGAAGGGUGAAGCAGAUGACGGUGAUGACAACGCCGAUGUUGAAGAUGCAAAUGGCAAGGGUGUCAUACGCUGUACGCAGUGUCUGCAAGUUGGUCACAUGCGCACUAAUCGCAGCUGCCCAUUAUAUCUGGCUGACAAAGCUCAUACAAAAAAGUCGGGUUCUUUGUCGGAAAGGCAAGUGAAUGCUGUGCUGGCUGAGCCUCUUAAGCUUAAAGUGAAGAAGACGCCGUCAGUAGUCAGUAGUGGCGAUACUAGCACUAAAAUCACUGUUAACUUGGCGGAGCUACGCGAGGGAGCGCGCAAGCACCACGCAGAAAAGAAGCGCAAGCGAGAAAUGGAGGUGCGCGAGCAAGCAGAGCUAUAUAAGCGGCCAUACGCGACAGGCGCUUUGAAACAAAGUCGCUCGCGUAUGCCCGUGGAGCACCUGAAUAAUACUUUGGAGCUGGUUUUGCAGCGACUCUUUGAAAUGCCAGAAAGCGAGCUUUUUCGUGUGCCGGUGGAUGCAGCCACUGUUUUCAACUAUUACGAGAUUGUGAAGCAACCAAUGGAUUUAAGCGCUGUUCGCCACAAGAUUGAAGCCAAGGAAUACGACUCCAUGCGGGAGUUUGUGAAGGAUCUAGAGCUUAUCGUGAACAAUUCGCGCAUUUUCAACGGCGACUCGAUGAAUUCGGCUAUCACCGCUAAUGCUCAAAAGGUCCUUCGUCGUGCCCAGGACGAGAUGGCAGCACUCAGUGUAGAAGGUAGCAUGACUCCUACUACACCAACUGCCGCUACUGUAUCCAUGCUAAAGUGA